Messenger RNA from Drosophila willistoni, 2935 nucleotides. RefSeq names its product homeobox protein Hmx (gene Hmx). Gene Ontology annotation, cellular component: nucleus. The record is from RefSeq and is a predicted model, not a curated record. The transcript has 3 exons. Lineage: Eukaryota; Metazoa; Arthropoda; Insecta; Diptera; Drosophilidae. Gene Ontology annotation, molecular function: DNA-binding transcription factor activity, RNA polymerase II-specific; RNA polymerase II transcription regulatory region sequence-specific DNA binding. Gene Ontology annotation, biological process: regulation of transcription by RNA polymerase II.
AGACACAGUACUCACACCACAGACACUCACACACAGAAGCUAGGUCGGUUUGCCGGCAAGGACUCAGAACUCAGGACCAGGACCUUUGAGUCUGUUAACAGAAACAUUUGAAUUUAAAUGCGAAACGUUGAUCAAACGGUGCAGACGUCUCGCGGUGAAACGAAUAUACGGCAAAACUGUUUUUACGGAAAAUUGUGCAUUUUUGGCAAUUUAGUGUGAAGAAUAUAACGAGUGUAUAAAGAUUUUAACAAUAAAAAUCAGGACAAAUAUAUACCCAUACAUAUUUAUAGAAAUACAUACGUAGAAAAGUGCAAUGUCUUCCUCUGAAGCUGAAGUUGAUAUUAGUGUGGUAUCGAGUCCAGAGCCAAGUCCUUUAGGCGCCGUCGGCCUAAGCAUAACCAAUGGCCGCGAUAGUCCAUUGAUGGCGGCACGUUCGCCGGCUCGUUCGGCCGACGGGAGUACUCCACCGGCAACACCAACACACCGUUCCACGCCCAACACAACCGCCGGCACGCCCACUCUAUCCUCAUCAUCGAUGGCAAAUGUUUCGGCUGCAACCCACUAUCAUCAUAGUCCGACCGGAGCAGUGCCGCCGGCUGUGUUGCAUCAUCAUUUGCAGCAUCACUUGAGCACACUGGGCGGACAUCCUGUGGCUCUGCAUCAUGCCCUGCAUAGUUUUGGUCAUCUGCAUCAUGCCGGCGCUCACGGGGCGCCGCAUCCAGCAGCAUUGUUGCAACAUGCCAUGGUGCCCACGCAACAGCAGCAACAACAGCAACACCAACAACCGCACCACAGCGACAGAUUGAGUCCGCCACCUGCCUUAGCGCCCAAGUCACCAGAACGCACAGAUAGCGAGGAAUUGAGUGGCCAUAGCCUGAAUAAUAAUAACUCCAAGGUUUUGAAUCACAAUAAUACCAGCCCAUCGGCGGCAUCGGUGGCAGCUGCAGCGGCAGUGGCAGUGGCAGCAGCAGCCGCUUCUGUUGGCCAAAAUAGCAACGAUAACGACAGCAAUGGGAGUAGUAAUGGCAAUAAGGCAACAACUGGCUCCAAUGGCUUCACCAGCUUCUCCAUCUCCAGCAUCCUGAGUCGCAGCGAGCCACCGAAAAAGAAUGGCUCCUCCACACUGAUAACGCCCAUUCCACAAUUGCCGCAACCCGGUCCGGGUGGACCGCAGGAUGCUGCAAUGCUUUCAAGAUUGGGUUUCAUCUCACAAUGGGGAGCCUUGGCUGGCCGUUAUGCUGCCCUAUGUCCGCCCGGCUGGCCUUGGGCGCCACAACGUAAUCCAUUCCAUAGUCCAACGCAUGACAGUUCCUCGACAAAUACAACGGAGAAUCCACCAUCACCCACAUCGUUGAGUCCCAACAACAGUAGCGGCAACAACAACACUAAUAGCAACAACAACAACAACAACAGUAGCAACACUGCCAAUGCCAACAACAACAAUAAUAACAACAACAACAACAUGAGUAAAUCACCCUCACAUCAUGCAUUAUACCAGCCACAGCAACAGCAUCCACAUGUACAACAGCAUCCACAGCAUCCACUUCAGCCCAGCACACCGACAAGCAGCACCAGCAGCAACGGCGGAGGCGGAGGCGUCCUCCCUGUGGUUCAUCCUCAUCAUUUGAGUGGCUCACAUCAUUCUCAUGCCAGCUAUUUGCUGCCCACCAGCUCCAAUGAAUCCGACGACGAUGGCGAAGAAAUCAUCGAGGAAGAUGAUGGCACGGAUGGUCCUUCGGAUAGUUCAUCACCGCACGCCGAUGGCAAUGGAUCGAAGCGAAAAAAGAAAACACGCACUGUAUUCUCCCGUGCCCAGGUCUUUCAGCUGGAGUCCACGUUCGACAUGAAGCGUUAUCUCAGCUCCUCGGAACGUGCCGGUUUGGCCGCAUCGUUACGCUUGACCGAGACGCAGGUGAAAAUUUGGUUUCAAAACCGGCGCAACAAAUGGAAACGUCAAUUAGCCGCCGAACUGGAGGCCGCCAACAUGGCCAAUAUGGCACAUGCGGCUCAGCGUUUGGUCCGUGUUCCGGUGCUCUAUCAUGAUGGUACAACAGCUGGCUUUGUUCCACCGCCGCCGCCGCAUCAUCAUCCCAUGCAAUAUUAUGCAGCGGCAGCGGCACGCAACACAAGCCCACCGCGUCCGCCGUUGUCGUCGCUGGUAUAGGGAGUGGGGUGCCUGGCGGCACCCAUGUCGCUGCUGAAGCCGCCAACGCCAACGUCAAUGAUGAUGUCGUUGCCACCGCCGCCGCCUCUGCCUCUGCCGCCGCCCCCAUCAUUGCGCCCGCCGCUUAAAAGCUCAGAUGGAGAUGGAGAUGGGGACUCAGAUGCGGAACAAGAACGUCUCCCCGCUCUUCACAACGGAACAAUGGAGGAUGAGGACGAUUCGGCCAUCGAUGUGGAAGCCGAUGAAGAGCCCGAUGCCGAACAGAUGCCUGUGGAGGCACCUCCAGAGCUGCGCACAAACCACAACAAUUGCCUGGAACGCAAAGAGAGCGUGGAUUGUGGAGGUGGUUAAGUUUCUAUCCAUUCUCGGUUCCACUGACCAGGAGUAGUGUCAAUCAAUUGGUUUCAAUGCUAACAACUCUCCACCACUCCACCCCCAAGCCCCACUCCUCCCCUGCCCACAAAGAGAGUUAGCUUAAAAGGAUUUGUUUUCUUUGUUUUGGAUAGUUUGUUCCUAAAGCUUUUGUAAAUAUAUAACUCUAUAUAUAGAAAUUCUUACUUAACGACUUGGUGGGUGGUCAGCAAAUUGCUCAAUCAGUUGUAUCCUAUAUACAUAUAUAUAUCUGUGUCGAAAGACAUCUUCUAUGUACAAUAUAAUUUACUCAAAAGAAUUUGUACAUGAGAAAAUUAUGCUUUAAAAUUAUUUAAUUGCUGGUCAAAAUUUAGUUUCUUAAUUUAGCUUUCGAUUUACACUUACACACACAAACACACA